AUGAAACGGUUCCUUUCUACUAAGAAAAUAGCUACGAAAGAUGUGGUAGAUUUGGCUUUCCGCCAUGUGAAACCCACAUUGACUACAGGGAAAGGUGAUCCAAAUUCACAACCGGUUUUGAUCAAUAUUCAUGGAAUUUUUGGUUCAUCUGCGAUGUUUCGCUCACUCAGCGGGCCAUUGGCGGACCAAUUGAACAUGGAUGUAUAUUCGAUUGACUUGAGGAACCAUGGGGACUCGCCACAGGCUUUUCCAUACGAUUUUAUGACCUAUGCUAAAGACGUUAUCAAUUUCAUCAAAACCAACAUAGGGCCACAAAGACCGGUGAAUUUGUUAGGGUUUUCCAUUGGAGGGAAGAUUGGUCUUCUUACCACACUUUGCCACCAAAUUAACAUCGAAAAAUGUAUUUCGAUAGAUUUACCGCCAUACGAGACUCCUCAUUUGGAUUCCGUAGUUUUGGAAAACUAUGCUUUGAUUAUGAAGAUUAUUAACAGAGAGAUCAGGAUCGAGAGGGGAAGUCCCGGUUGGAAAAAAGUUCUGCUAGAACAUUUCAAAGCUUUGCCAGCAAACAAGGUUAACAAUGGCGAUCCAUCACUCUAUUUUGCGAGCGGAUUUUUCAAGGUCAGAAAAAAUGAUAUCACUUAUGAGGACGAAAAGAUUCAUCAUCCAGCUGAGGACCGGUACAUAGAUUAUUAUCUGCCGUUAAAGCAGUUUCCAGAUCUUCUAGAUACGCUUAGAGGCUGGCCUGAUCUGCACGGGAUAGAGAAUAGCCAAGGGCUCCUGCAAACCUCGACUCCUAGAUCUGUCCUUUUCAUGAGAGGAUUGAAUUCUUGUUUUAUCAAAGAGGAUUACAGCUUGUUACGACAAUUCUUUCCAAACGCCGCAGUCCGGGAGUUUAAUACUGGCCAUAAUAUGACGGUGGAAGAACCAGAGAAGACUUUCCAAUGCAUUGUCGACUAUUUGAAGGCCUAG
Molecule: messenger RNA, 969 nt
Organism: Torulaspora globosa
Lineage: Eukaryota; Fungi; Ascomycota; Saccharomycetes; Saccharomycetales; Saccharomycetaceae
Gene: EAT1
Product: putative hydrolase
Exons: 1
Coding region: 1-969 (322 amino acids)
Cellular component (GO): mitochondrion
Source: RefSeq, a predicted model, not a curated record